GUAUACUCUGUAAACACCUUGUUUUUUUUGGUUGUUUAUUUUAUUUUCCUUAUUUAUUUGCAUUAUUCCUGUUCGGGACUGCGCUGGAGAACUGAUGCUGAAGGAUUGCUCACCUGGUCCUUUCAACACACAAUAAUAACCUUUCAGCAUGGCUGAGAAAACACUGGACUCUGGCUCGGUCAGCAUUCCCAUGGAAGAGACCAAACUCCCUGGAGGAGCCCCCCAGGAGGCACCGCUCCUCACCCACCUGAAGAAAGUGGAGAACCACAUCACAGAGGCUCAGCGCUUCUCCCACCUCCCGCGGCGCUCCGCUGUGGACCUCGAGUUCAACGAGCUGUCCUACACCAUCCGGGAGGGCCACUGGUGGAGGAGGAGAGGCUACAAAGCUCUCCUCAAGUGUCUGUCAGGUAGAUUCUGCAGCAGAGAACUGAUUGGUAUCAUGGGACCCUCUGGAGCAGGGAAAUCCACUUUGAUGAAUAUUCUGGCAGGUUACAGGGAAACUGGCAUGAAGGGCACCAUCCUGGUGAAUGGUCGGCCGAGGGAUCUGAGGACAUUCAGGAAGAUGUCCUGCUACAUCAUGCAGGACGACAUGCUGCUGCCGCACCUCACUGCGAGGGAAGCCAUGACGGUUUCUGCCCAUCUGAAGUUGAACGAGUCUGUGCAGGUCAAAAAAGAACUUGUGGAUGAGAUCCUGACAGCUCUGGGUCUCCAGGAAUGUGCUCAGACACGCACCAACGUUCUAUCUGGGGGUCAGUGUAAAAGACUGGCCAUUGCUUUAGAACUGGUCAAUAAUCCACCAGUCAUGUUUUUUGAUGAGCCCACCAGCGGUCUGGACAGUGCGUCAUGCUUCCAGGUCGUUUCACUCAUGAAGUCUCUGGCUCAGGGAGGACGGACAAUCAUCUGCACCAUUCAUCAGCCCAGUGCCAAGCUCUUUGAGAUGUUUGAUAAGCUGUACAUCCUUAGUCAGGGUCAGUGCAUUUACAAGGGGACAGUCCCUUAUCUCAUCCCUUAUCUGAAGAACCUGGGCCUUCACUGUCCAACAUAUCACAAUCCUGCUGAUUUCAUCAUUGAGGUGGCAUCGGGAGAGUAUGGGGACUUGAACCCAGUGCUGUUUGAGGCGGUCCAGGGUGGACUCUGUUCAGAGGAGGGCAAGAAGAACUCCAGAGACAAAAGUGAUGCCUCCUGCCCUUCUCAGUGUCAUAGUGACACGGGAACCCUGGAGAAGCAUAGCUUCGCCACGAGUACAUUCACACAGUUCUGCAUCCUCUUCAAAAGAACCUUCAUCACAAUAUGCAGGGACACGGUGCUGACCCACCUCAGAGUGAUGUCCCAUCUGUCCAUUGGAGUGCUCAUUGGCUUGCUUUAUCUUAAAAUUGGGAAUGAUGCUAGCAAAGUCUUCAACAACACAGGCUUCCUCUUCUUCUCCAUGCUGUUCCUUAUGUUUGCUGCCCUGAUGCCCACAGUACUAACCUUUCCUCUAGAGAUGUCUGUCUUUGUGAGGGAACAUCUCAACUACUGGUAUAGCCUUAAGGCGUACUACCUGGCCAAAACAAUGGCUGACAUACCGUUCCAGGUGAUGUGUCCAAUCAUGUACUGUAGUAUAGUGUAUUGGAUGACUGAACAGCCUCCAGAGGCGGGUCGCUACCUCCUCUUCAUGGCCUUGUCAACAUCCACAGCUCUGGUAGCCCAGUCCCUGGGACUGCUAAUAGGUGCUGCAUCGACAUCACUGCAGGUAGCAACAUUUGUUGGUCCGGUCUCAGCCAUUCCUGUGCUCCUCUUCUCUGGCUUUUUUGUCAACUUUGACACAAUUCCUAAAUACCUUCAGUGGAGUUCUUAUGUCUCCUACGUCAGAUAUGGCUUUGAGGGAGUUAUACUCUCCAUCUAUGGGAUGAACCGCUCAGAACUUCAAUGUCCAGAUGUUAUGAUGUGUAAAUUUCAAAAGCCGGAGGAAGUUCUGCAGCUGCUGAAUGUAGAGGACGCGAAGCUUUAUGUUGACUUCAUGGUGCUGGGGCUUUUUUUCCUGAUCCUCAGACUGGCCACCUACCUGGUUCUCCGCUACAAAGUCAAGUCAGAGCGUUAAGAUGUCACUAGGAAUCUCAUGCAAAUCCUGGCAGUGUGAUGAAACAUACAGUCCUCCUUUCUCCAACUCUACUUCACCUUCACAUUGACUAAAAGACAAAUGCAGUGCACACAAUCCUCAGAAAACUGUGCUGCAACAUUACCCAAACUGCACAGAAUGAUAAGGAUGGAAGAUGUUUGGACUGUCAAAUAAUUCUCUAUAUCCUACGCCCGUUACAAUGUGGUGAUCCCUACAACCCCCUAACCCCCCCCCGCCCCCCCCUAGUGGGGAGGAAUACCCAAUGAAUUAACCCCAAAGCAUGUUUCAGUAAUACAAGAAAGUUUCAUUUUUACAUUUUGGCUUCAAGGAAAUUGUGACAUGACUGAUGCUACACCUCCAAGGUAAUAAAAAAUACAUGCUAACCCUCCUGAGACAGGAAGGUCCAGUGACUUCUUUUAAUUCAGUGCCUAAAAGGUAACUUGGACAACAUCAUAAUCAUUCUUACUGACGUGUAAUCAGUCAAGUUGAUCACUCAGCAAGAAAGAGUUCAACAUAAAAUUCCCUCCUAUUCCUGUCAAACGAUUGGAAACUUUCCAAGGGAGGAAACAUUUGUGUGUCUUAAACUUGUCUUUUGGGACAAUCUUUUCAGAUACCUGUACCUGGACACUAAACAUGCUGACUUCCGACUGCCAUUGGACGACUCACAUUUGUUUUCCAGUGUAGAUCAUUUUCACAGGCCUUCUGCCCUACCAUGGAUGGUGGCGAAGCAUUAAAGCCUGAAUUUAACUGUUUGCGAAUUGCGUGUCUUAUGUAACAAACUGAUAUAGAUUUAACCUGCGACCAGCCCUGAGAGUCCUUACCUGUUCCUUAUUGUUUGUUUUUGCCAUGGCAAAGGAAGCAUUGACUGACCUGGGAGACAAAUGUGAUAGAGUUUCCAACUUGAUUCAAGGAGUUGAGUGAAUGAUGCUUCAGAUAAAGAAACUAUGUUUGUCUGUUCGGUGACACAGUUUUGACACUUCUUUCUUUAAAAUGCUUGUUUCCACUUGUUGUGUGCCUCUCUCCCCCUAUCUCAAAAAGAAAGUAACCCCAUGUGUUCUUUCCUCAACCUUCUUUCUGCUUUGCUGAUAAAUGAAAAAAGUGUGCGGUUCAAAAGCAAUGCUUGUUACUUGAAAUGCUGGCUGGGCAUUUUUUUGUGCCUCUGAACUAGAAUAAUUUGAGUUUACUCCGCUUCUUGUUGGAACAUACGUCUUAUGUCAACAUACCUACGAUAUGGAAGUCCUCACAUACUAACAUACAGAUGCACCCACAUACAGACACCCACAAACACGCUUACCUUGUUUGAAAGAACCUUUCCUCGUCACAUGGCAAUGCAAAUAUUUUCCAAUAAACUUGCUAUGAAAUAUUUCUUACUUAAACUAUGCUACUUAGUAACCCUUAUAAUGAUGCAUAACAUAAUGUGAACAUAUAAUCAAUGAUUGUACAGUGAAUAUGUGUCAUGCUGUAAAGAAAUGUACAUUAGCACUUUUAAGUAUGUUUAUUCUUUUUUUUUUAUUUGUAUUUUACGUUUAGGUAUCUGAGGAAAGCACUGCUUGAAAGUAUGAGGACAAAUGAAUGUUGUACGAUAACUCUAGGAAUUAACUUUCUAAAGCAAGCUCUGAGGUUACCGUGGUGAUUAUAUUUCCUCUCUCAAUGUGUUUGGUUGGUUGAAGAGAUUUGAAUCUUCUGCUUUCUGCUCAACAGUUUCAGAAUAUUUGGAAUCAAAUGUGCACUGAUGCAGAAAUAUAAAAUUUAAGGAUCAGGAGGGAGGCGGUGAUAUAAAUGUUUGAAAUUUGCCAGGUUGAGACAUGGAUGUUGAGCCAUCAACCGAUUGUACAAGUAGGGAUGUCCUGAUCAAGUCUUUUGGUCCCCAGUACUGAUCCAAGUCAUUUAAGAAUAGGCAAUUGCCAACACCAGUCUGAUGCCUCAAUAGAAUCAUUACUGUGAAUAUUGUUGAAAACUCAGUAGCUUUAAAAGACGGCAAAACUUAAGUCACCCACCAACGACUUUUGGGACACUCCAUUAUCCAUUUUUUCAGGACAGGAACAUAUUUUCCUGACAAAAGUUUAUUAAUGGCAGUCUUUAGUUUCAAACAGCAAAAAUCCUAAAUAAACUCAAUUCUUGCUCUUGCUGAUAAUGUUUCUAUGCAGAGCAGUUAGCUAGGUGCUAUAUGCUAGGCUAACACUGGCAUAUUUAUUCUCUGUUGGGAUAUAGACUUGUUGGUAUUUUGAUUUGUAACACAUUUCAGUAUGGUUCCAGUUAAUCCUGUGUGAACAAAACUUAUAGAAAAAGGGUGUUUUUCUGCUUCAGUUUGUUCAAAUGCUAGGCUGUGUUUCCAUGUUUACCCUGUUUUGAUACAGCUUUUUAAUAAUUAAGCUAGUAACAUUUUUAGUGUGACCCACUAUGGAUGAAGCGGUAUAGAAAAUGACUGACUGACUGACUGCCAUUUUUAGUUUGUUUUUAGUUACAUUUUGUGUGGAUAAAACUUACAGAUUUUUUUUUUCUAGCUUCAUUAUCAUAGCAUUUUGCUUUGAAUGUUAUACAAUUUCGAUAAGACUGAUAUCUGUCUGGGGAUAGUGCGCAGAAAAGAUUAAGUUACUCAAUAAUAAUUCCAGACACUCCAGUAUGCAUGUUUUUAAUACCAACAGACCUUUUGUAACAGUAGGAGUUUCUGCAGAUUUUUGUUUCUAAUGAUGUAUCUGACUCAAAACAGACAACAGUCUUCAACAAACUAUGUAUUGUAGCUGCUGGCAAUAUUAUAAUUCUAUGCAGCACAGUUUACUAAAAUGCUAGGCUAAAGCUAGCAUAUUUACUCUUUGUUUUGAUAUGACUCUUUAAUAAUUUGGCUCAAAACAUCUUUUGAUGUGGUUCCAGGUGAUUGCAUGCAGAGAAAACUUCCAGAAAAAGAUGUUUCUGUAUCUGUGUAAGCCUUUGUAAAGGGUGAAAAACAAUGAGAUCGUUGGGGAGCACCCAGAUUUUUUAUGUCAAUAAAAUAAUGUGAUUUACCUAUUGCAUGGUUAAGCAAGUCAUGCAAAUGUGAAGAGGCCAUGAUUUUUAAAAGUUGCUUUUUGAGAGUGAAGCUUAUAUAAAAUCACUAACUUCACCAUCAUCCGGUAUAAGGAGGGCCAAACAUUUAAAAAAGGUUGGGAAAACCAAUACUUGUAACUGGAUCAGGACAUCCCUUGUAUCAACAUGCAGCUGAAGAGAUUAUCAGCAUCAACAGGGAAGCAAGUGAAUAAGAGAGCAGACACAGCGAGAGAAGGGUGCAGUGGGAGUUUUGUUUCUAACAUGACAGCAGGUGUUAACAUUGUGAUGUUUUUAGAGUAAUACCUCCCCCUGUUGUUGCUUUAGUCACUUUAGAGAUCCUAUCUUCCUGUUGGUUUCAUUAUGUGCAAUAAUCAUCCAAAGGUAUUUUGAACUUUACGAAAAAAGAACUGUGACACUUCUAUAAGAAGCAUGUUGUAUUUUAGUGUUUGUUCUGUUUAUUUUCCUCAAUCAUUUAUUGUUACAUCUUUGAUGGAAGUUGGUUAAAUUUAGGCAGAUGGACCUUAGAGGUACUGCCCUACCGAUAUAAUUGACCAUCAAGUUGCAACCUAAAAAGCCAUUGUAAACAUUUUUUUUUUACACAUCAAAAUCAGUGAAGUUGGUAAAAGACAUGAAAAGAUGAAAAAGCCAUCAAUAAUAAACAAACAUUUUAAAUAGCUUCUAUACAUUCUAUUCUGUGAUUGCAAGGGGGAAAAUGUCUGCCAAAGUUUGGCAUUUACAAUCUGCUCCAAAUCGUAGGUUGUUUGGUGACUGUUCUUGUCAAAUAUGGUUUGGACCAAGCAGAUGCUACAUAAUUUUACUGAACUUGGGAUUGGAUGAUGCACGUAUGCAGCAUACUGUAAUUCUUAUGUCUGUUUCUCAGUCAGUCAUUUCGUACAUUUUCAUUUUCAAGCCACAAGACUUAAAUGCACUCCUUCAUGCAUGAUAAAUAACAAUAUUCAGGCUAUUCCUACAAAGAGCUUUACAGAUAAAGUGAUUCAGUUGAGGUUGAUAUUUCAUGAUAUUUUCUUUUUGAAAUAUACUUUGCUCUAAUAUAAUUUAUCAUCUACAGCUUAUUUCAGUGUUUGUCAACAAUCGCAAGUUCUGUAUAAUGAAUGCUGUUCCAAGGAUUAUAAUAAAGAUAAUUUAUAACCUUU
This is a messenger RNA of Girardinichthys multiradiatus, 6276 nucleotides long. It is a transcript of the gene abcg4a, whose product is annotated as ATP-binding cassette, sub-family G (WHITE), member 4a. Gene Ontology annotation, molecular function: ATP hydrolysis activity; ABC-type transporter activity; ATP binding. Lineage: Eukaryota; Metazoa; Chordata; Actinopteri; Cyprinodontiformes; Goodeidae. Gene Ontology annotation, cellular component: plasma membrane. The transcript has 15 exons. The record is from RefSeq and is a predicted model, not a curated record. The coding region runs from base 149 to 2080 and encodes 643 amino acids.